Exophiala aquamarina CBS 119918 is the source of this 378-nucleotide messenger RNA. RefSeq lists its product as uncharacterized. The coding region runs from base 1 to 378 and encodes 125 amino acids. The transcript is spliced from 2 exons. NCBI's taxonomy places the organism in Eukaryota, Fungi, Ascomycota, Eurotiomycetes, Chaetothyriales, Herpotrichiellaceae. The record is from RefSeq and is a predicted model, not a curated record.
AUGAGCGGGUCGAAGAAGGCGGGUUAUGCGAGCCCAUCAGGUGCUCGUACCGUGGUAAUCUUUGCCAAGCUCAUGGCUGUGGAAAUCCAUGGUUUCCUGGAUGACGCGCUGCGGAAUUACGCUGCGUGGCAACAGUCAAGAGUCCGGGAUCCUGUGCGUAAAGCCGAGAUCGGCAAAGCUCUCGAUGUGUUGUUGAAACACCACUUCGACUUGGGGCUCCUCUUUGAAGAUCAAACCACUGAUUUCUUGGUCCAAGCCGGCGUGUUGUUAGGCACUGCUCGCCGGUUUUGUUACCGUGACGAUAUUCUCAAUUGUAUGAACAAGAACAAGCGUCCUAGACUGGACCGUGAAGUCGAGAAUCACGAGGUCAGGAUUUGA